Molecule: messenger RNA, 2633 nt
Organism: Candoia aspera
Lineage: Eukaryota; Metazoa; Chordata; Lepidosauria; Squamata; Candoiidae
Gene: PSMD14
Product: proteasome 26S subunit, non-ATPase 14
Exons: 13
Coding region: 270-1202 (310 amino acids)
Biological process (GO): protein deubiquitination; proteasome-mediated ubiquitin-dependent protein catabolic process
Cellular component (GO): proteasome regulatory particle, lid subcomplex
Molecular function (GO): metallopeptidase activity; protein binding; proteasome binding
Source: RefSeq, a predicted model, not a curated record
CCCCGGAAGUGCUUCCGGGGACCUGGGACACUACACCGGGUUUGAAUGAAUCGGGCUGAUUCAUCGCGGCCCGGCGGAGCGGAAGGUGUCGGGUGGGGCGAGGCGAAGUGGGAAUUCAACGGCCACAGUUACUGUUUGGAGUAUGUUUACGUGAAGCUUGUCCCAUCUCAGUGAUUUAGUACAGGUAAGAGUUUCACCUGACAUCUAAACUUGGAGGCUCAGCCAAGAACUGGAGCAACAUUGCUGAAAAAAGCUGAAAACCAGGAAAUAUGGAUCGACUUCUACGACUUGGAGGAGGAAUGCCUGGUCUAGGACAGGGACCUCCUACAGACGCACCUGCAGUUGACACAGCUGAACAGGUUUACAUCUCUUCUCUUGCACUUCUAAAGAUGUUGAAGCAUGGUCGAGCUGGUGUUCCCAUGGAAGUUAUGGGACUCAUGCUUGGAGAAUUUGUUGAUGACUAUACUGUCAGAGUGAUUGAUGUGUUUGCUAUGCCACAGUCAGGAACGGGAGUCAGUGUGGAGGCAGUUGAUCCUGUGUUUCAAGCCAAAAUGUUGGAUAUGUUAAAACAAACCGGAAGACCUGAGAUGGUUGUUGGCUGGUAUCACAGUCACCCUGGCUUUGGCUGUUGGUUGUCUGGUGUGGAUAUCAAUACUCAACAGAGUUUUGAGGCCCUUUCAGAAAGAGCUGUGGCAGUAGUAGUGGAUCCUAUUCAGAGCGUAAAAGGAAAGGUUGUUAUCGAUGCCUUCAGAUUAAUCAAUGCUAAUAUGAUGGUCUUAGGACAUGAACCAAGACAAACAACUUCAAAUCUGGGUCACUUAAACAAGCCGUCUAUCCAGGCUUUAAUCCAUGGGCUAAACAGACAUUACUAUUCCAUUACUAUCAACUACAGGAAGAAUGAAUUAGAACAGAAGAUGUUACUGAAUUUACAUAAGAAAAGUUGGAUGGAAGGUUUAACUCUUCAGGACUACAGCGAGCACUGUAAACUCAAUGAAACAGUGGUAAAGGAAAUGCUGGAACUAGCAAAGAACUAUAACAAGGCCGUGGAGGAAGAGGAUAAAAUGACACCUGAACAGCUGGCAAUAAAAAAUGUUGGCAAGCAGGAUCCUAAACGUCAUUUAGAAGAACACGUGGAUGUGCUGAUGACUUGCAACAUUGUCCAGUGUUUAGCAGCAAUGUUGGAUACCGUUGUAUUUAAAUAAUGACUUACUCAUAAAUGUUAUUUCCUGACUAUAAGCAUCCAUUGUUUAAAGCACUGAGGCUAAGAUAUAUUUGGAUGUCAGAGACAUCUGGCAUCAUUUGCAGUCUAAGAGCAUCACUCUAACAUCUUUCCAUCUCUGUUGUGCAAUUACUUUGAAUAUUUUUUAAAUGCAAGAUCUCUGCAGAUUCUAAAACAAUUCAAAACUAAGUUUAAAAAGUGUAUUUUCAUUUUAAUAUUUUGAAGAUAAUUGGCAGCAUAUAUAUGUAAGUUAAUUAUUACUAUGUGGCUUUUAAAAAAUCUGUUAACCUACUUAGUGUUUUGCUGACGUUGUGACUGGGAAAGAACUGUCAAUUAUUGACAGUACUGUAUAAAACUUAGCAAGGAGAGAAAUGCCUUUCAGUAAGCUGAUGAUCUUUGAAGACCUGUGCCAUGGACAUGAUUUUUUUUCAAAAACCUGUUCAGAUUACAGAUCCCUUUUAUAUGAAUAAUGGUUAAGUCCCACAGUAUUUUUACCAGCUUGGACUCAACCUUGAAAUACAAGAAAUAAAGCAAAAAAUGCUCAUAGACAAAUGCAAAGCACUUCCCAUGACUGACUAUAGUGUUUGCUUCUAAAAGCUCCAGGAUUGAAGCUUUUCGAGUCAGAGGGAUAUGACUUCAAGUAGGCCUAAACCUGUUCCUGCUGCCUUUAACUAUGGAUCAGGACUGUUCACCACCAUAAGUAGGGUAGAAUUGCAUAAGGUUUUAAAGAUAACUUGAGAUUGUCUGGCUCUGACCCAAUAAAAUAUUAAUUAUUGAAAGUGGUAAUAACUAACAUUAAUUUGACACAUUUGAGCAAUACUUGUAGACAAGGAGCAAUGAGUUCCUUAUGAAGAUGAGCCGCAAGUGCUAUUAAUCUUGCCAAAAUGCCAAUGAAAACCUGGUCAUAGAACCUUCUAGCUAUAAUGAUAUUUCUGUAAGUUCCACAUCUGCUUUGGCAAGCAUAGAAGUCAGUAGAAUUCCCAAGAAGUACAAUUUUCUGUCCCUGUCCCCAACUUUCCUCCCGCCAUACAGCUGUAAAGAGCUCUCCGAGUGUAUGAACAAAGCUCAGAAGAUAAUGAAAGCCUCCGUCCACCAUCUGAAAAAUAACAAACCCAUUACAGACACACAGUCAUCGAAAUACGGAUAUUAUUUCUCAACCUACUCUGUAAAUACCAUUGAAAUGCAUGAUGAGACAUCAAAUUACAAUUUAUUUUAGGUUUUUUCUUUUUAACUGAAAAAUAGACAUUUAUUGAAAGAAAGCUGGAGGGCUUUUCAACAUUAUGUACACACAACUAAAGUAUAAGAAAAAGAAACCAUUGACUGCUUCACAAGAUACUGCUAUGAAAACCAAUUUUUAAUUUGUAAAUGAAAUACGAGUUUAUAAAUGAAUAAAGGAAUAUCAAUUGCUAAUAAA